AUGCGCAAAGAUCGUCCUUCCUUUCGCCGAGAGGCUUCACUACGAGUUUUUCGGAGAUGGCUGGCCACGUGUGAACAACCGCUACUCAUCACAAGCACUCCUUAUUCAGGGAAAACGUUUUUUGUAAAUCAGCUUCAAAACGAGCCCGAAUGCGUUGGAGUGCACUUUUGCCGCGCCGAGGUGCCAGAGUCGCUCGAGACGGCCACCGUGUUGAGGAGUUUAGCCUCACAACUUGUGGCUAGAUUCCCAAAUGUUGUGCUACCAUCGUUAUGCCAAUGGACGCUACUAUCGGAGUGUGUGGGAGCGGUGGAACACCUGCUUGGGCUACCCCUCGCCUCUCUUCCUCCACCGCCGAAACCCCUAUUUCUCGUCAUCGAUAAUCUUCAACCAUUACUCUACGAACUAAUCCUAGCUUUGGAAGCGUCUUUGCCCGUUUGGUUGAGAUGUGUUGUUACCGCACGUCCACUCCGCACCUCAGAUGAACAAAAGUUUUCUUCUUUUCACAUCUUUGAUUUGGCCGGAGAACCGGAGGAAUUGCGAAGUUUCAUCGCGACUAAAUUGCCACAAUGCAGUUUCGAAGAUGUUUACGAUGCAUGUGUGGAAUCCUGGUUUUACGUGGAUCAACUGGGUGAGGCCUAUGAGCAAGGAAUGCUUUCCUAUGAAUGUCUUCCAUUUGGCACCGAGGAACUCUUGCACGAGAUCACUCAAGUGCUUCCGCAACGGUUCACCAUUUACUUGAUGCUUGUGAAAGCUGCUCGUCACCCGCCCACUCAUCAACAAUUGAUCGCUGUCAGUCAGUUCAUCAUCCGGGAUCUCAUUUCGAAUAUCCAGCGCGAUAUCGAAGAGAUGUCAUUGCUAUUCUCGAGCAAAGAUCCCUAUGUUUUGGCCGGCUCUUGGGCGGAUUUUGUUGGCGAUCUGGCGGUUUAUCAUACAGCUUGGGCCGAAUUGUUCAAGGUGAAAAAGGGGAAAACCCCGGAAGAUGUUGUCGAAUUGGCCUAUCAUCUUGCACAUUCAGAAGUGGCCCCAAGUGAUUCGAUUCGAAUCUUGAGUUCUCUUGGAGCCGGGGAUUUCCUGUUGGUGUGUGAUGUGAUCGAUAUACCCACGACAAAUCUUCUUGUUCAUGCUGGAGCCUCGCUACAAGAUCACUCUCAAAAGGACGACUUUGUUUUCCGGUGCUCGUGUGGAGAUUUGCGAAAAGUGACUCAAACCAUUGAACGAGCAACUGAAAAGGAGUUAUCACUGGGACUUCUUGCAGCAGCAUCUAGAGGUCAUGUCGCUAUCUGUAAAAGGAUUUUAGAGAUGAGACCUCAAUCGGGCCAUUUCGUUUCCGAGAGUCAGUGGAAUGCUCUCCGCAGUGCCGCUUGUAACAAUCAUCUACCCGUACUCGAUUUGCUCAUCGAUCAAGGCAUAAAUGUGGAUGACUGUGGAAAUGGUGGACGCACGGCUCUCCGAGCGGCAGCUUGGUCAGGUCACCGAGAAAUCGUUUGUCGAUUGCUGCGAGCCAAAACGGAUGUGGAAAAGAAAGAUUCGGAAGGACGAACGGCUCUCAUGGCAGCCGCAUUCAUGGAUCACGCGGAAAUCGUUGAGGAUCUUCUCAAUUAUGGAGCAAACAUCAAACAACUGGACGCAAGCGGCGCCACAGCGCUUCAUUUAACUCUUUCCAAUGGAGCCAAAUCACCAAACCAUGAUCGAACCAUUGCUGUCCUUCUUCAAGGAUCAGCCCCGGUGAAUCAUAGUGAUUCAAAUGGUCGCUUAUGUCUUCACCUUGCCGCCUAUCAUGGUGAUCGAAAUUUGCCGAAGAUCGCUGAAUUAACUGGGAAUAUCGAUGCACAAGAUGAAAAUGGGCGAACUCCUUUGAUGUUGGCUGCCAGUCACGGGCAACUUGAGGCAGCGAAUCAAUUAGUUGAAAGGAAAACAAACAUUGACGUUGUGGACAAUGAGGGUCGAACAGCGCUCAUGCAUGCCGCCAUUCAUAAUCAUUUGCCAAUUGUCGACCUUUUGCUGAGUCUUGGCGCUGAUGAAGGGCACAAGGACAACGACGGAGCUGUGGCGUUGCACUACGCGGUUUUACACGGAAAUGUGGCUCUUGUGCGAGCUUUGUGCACAAACACGACUCUGCGAAGUACCGAUCGUAAUGGUGCUCAUCCGCUGAUCAUUGCAGCUCAGCAGUCAAACGUCGAAGUGAUAAAAGAGUUGCUCAAUUCGGGAGCCCCAGCGAAUCUCCAAACAUGGGAUGGACUUACUGCUUUGCGGGCAGCAGCAAAUGCGAAUCAAAUCGAAAUCGUAGAGGCGUUAGCACCACAAAUCGAGGAUUGGGAGCAAUUGGAUCUUUACGGAACGCCACUUGUUCACAAUUUGCUCAUGCAAUCGCAGAAUGCAAUGGUGGAGCUAUUGUUGAGAUUGGGAACCCCGAUGGGAGUUCGAGAUGCUCAUGCAAGGACUGUCGCCCAUGUGGUUGGCGCAACGAACGAUGUUCUCGGAGCAAAGAUGUUAAAUCGCUUGGGAAUUUCAUUCGAAGUUGGUGAUAUGGCAGGGCGAACUCCGUUGCACACAGCAAUCUGGGCUGGGCAUCUCCUCGUUGCCACCUAUUUUCUUGAGCAGAUUUGCGUUGAUCCAAAUGCCAUUGAUCAUCAGGGUGCUUCCGCUCUAUCAAUAGCAUCUCAGCUAGGAAAUCGUGAUUUGGUCGUACUUUUACUCAAAUUUGGCGCUGAGCCUAACCAAAGAGAUAAAAUGGGUCGUUCUUGUUUGGAUGUAGCCCGUCUCUCAGGUCAUGAGCACAUUCGAUCAUUGCUCAAAUCAGCAUGUGGGUCGGCUGAUUCGUCAGGUUUUGGGAGCAUGCCAAAUUCACCAGCUGGAGAACGAAGGCGAGCCCCGCCACAAACCACUUUUCUUUAUCACACUGCCUCUCCAAGAGUUCAUCUCAAA
Molecule: messenger RNA, 2925 nt
Organism: Mesorhabditis belari
Lineage: Eukaryota; Metazoa; Nematoda; Chromadorea; Rhabditida; Rhabditidae
Source: the annotation of a GenBank genome assembly